GUGCCACGGCGAGAGCGAAGAGGGCGAGAGUUCUUGCAAGGGCGAAGGCAGACUGCUUCGCAGCCCGCUCAUUCAUAGCGAGAGAUACAUGUCCAGAUAGACGCACAGCACCGGAGGGCUGGAGGAAGAACCGCUCUGCCUCCUUGGCUGUGCUUGGCCCCGCUUCCCUUUUUCUUUUUUUAAUUGUGGAGGAGGAGGAAGAGGACGGAGCUCCUGGAAAAGUUUACAGCCUGGAGUAGCCAGAGGGGAGGGAGGUUAGCUGGUUGGCUGGUGCAAGCAGCAGCAGCAGCUCGCGGGCCACGGGGAAGUCAGAGCGGCUGCAGUCGCUGCCCACGCAACGAGAGGGGGUGGUCGUGGAGAGGAGCGGACGAUUCGCGGGAGGGAGGGACCCGGCUCGGCCACUUUCAACGCGUCCGCCCGUCCCUGGCGCGCCUCGGCUUCUUUCCCGGCACGCACGCACACCACGCACGCACGCACACACACACACACACACGCACACGUGGGCGCCUGUCGCCUCCGAGCGGAGCAGGACACCGGCUCCUCGGGCUGGAGGCGGGAGCCGCGCGCUGUCUGCGGGAAAGGGGCGCACCCCCAAGGAGCCUUCCUCGGCUGCCAGCCGGUGCCAUCUCAAUUGGGAGCGUGGGAGCUUUCGGGCAGCAGAGCACAGCUCCGAGACUCGGGAGCCCGCACUCGAAACGGCAGUCAGUUGGUUAUUUCCCCCUCUUCUUUUUCUCCACGCCACUUUUUCAGCUCUCUAAGAAACUUUUGCAUUGACGCGAUUGUUUGUGGUUUGUUUUCUUUCGGGGCUUUUAUUAUUCAUAUUCCGUUCCCUUUUUUAUUGGCUAAAAAUCAAACCAAAACUAAACCUUUGUCCUCUGCGAUCUAUUUGCUGUGGUGGAAGCAGCCCGCUUUUCCAGCAACCCCUUGCAACCUGUUGCGUUUUUCUUCUUUUUAAAGGAUCGUCAACCUGUUGCAGAGUUUAAUAGGCGGCGAUUGGUGGCUUGAAGUUGCCACAUCUGCCGCCGCCGCCACCGCUGCCUCAAGGUCGCAUCUGUGCUCAGUGUGGCACCGGGACUUGCCACCCGCAUACAAGCAGCUUGGGCUAUUGCAAUCCGGUGUGCGCUACUGUUUGGUCUGACGAUCUGUUGCUUUUCUUUCUAAAAGUGUGUGCGUGUGCGUGAGUGCGUGUGUAAAACCGACCUUCUUUGCACCCUUCCACUUAAGCAGCAAAAAGAAAAUCUGAGAUCUCUGUUUCGGUGCGGAGGAGGAGAAGAGUAAAAAGACGCGUGUUUUUAUUUUUUUUUAAUUUUUAUUUAAAAAUAAUAUUUCUAAAAUGCACUGCUAUCUCUUGAGCGUAUUCCUCACGCUGGAUCUGGCCACCGUGGCCUUCGCCUUGUCUACCUGCAGCACCCUCGAUAUGGAUCAAUUUAUGCGAAAGAGGAUCGAAGCUAUCCGGGGGCAAAUCCUGAGCAAAUUGAAACUCACCAGCCCUCCGGAAGAGUACCCGGAGCCUGAGGAGGUUCCUCCGGAGGUCAUCUCGAUCUACAACAGCACCCGGGAGCUGCUGCAGGAGAAGGCGAACCACCGAGCCGCCUCUUGCGAGAAGGAAAGGAGCGACGAGGAGUAUUACGCCAAAGAGGUUUACAAAAUAGACAUGGCGCCUUACUUCCCAUCCGCAAGUAAGUCUCGUCUGCAUGGCGUGCCCGCGUGUUUAGAUCUCAUCUCAACAAACAAUCCCAUCCCCUAUUUUAGAAGAGUGAGAUUUGAUGUCUCGGCAAUGGAAAAAAAUGCUUCCAACCUGGUGAAGGCAGAGUUUAGAGUCUUUCGCUUACAGAAUCCAAAGGCUCGUGUCUCGGAACAACGGAUAGAGCUAUAUCAGGUUCUCAAAAGCAAAGAUCUAACAUCACCGAUGCAGCGUUACAUUGAUAGCAAGGUAGUUAAGACAAGAGCUGAAGGUGAAUGGCUAUCUUUUGAUGUAACUGACGCCGUACAUGAAUGGCUCCACCACAGAGACAGGAACCUUGGAUUUAAAAUAAGUUUACAUUGUCCAUGCUGCACAUUCGUGCCUUCAAAUAAUUAUAUCAUCCCAAAUAAAAGUGAAGAACUAGAGGCAAGAUUUGCAGGUAUUGAUGACUACUACACAUAUCCCAGUGGUGAGAAAUCUUUAAAGCCCAGUAGGAAAAAAUACAGUGGGAAGACCCCACAUCUUCUGCUAAUGUUAUUACCCUCCUACAGACUUGAGUCGCAACAGUCCAGUCGGCGGAAGAAACGUGCUCUAGAUGCUGCCUAUUGCUUUAGGAACGUACAAGAUAACUGCUGCCUACGUCCAUUUUAUAUUGACUUCAAGAGAGAUCUUGGAUGGAAAUGGAUACAUGAACCUAAAGGAUACCAUGCGAAUUUCUGUGCAGGAGCUUGUCCCUAUUUAUGGAGCUCCGAUACUCAGCACAGCAGGGUACUCAGCUUGUAUAACACUAUCAAUCCAGAAGCAUCUGCAUCUCCAUGUUGUGUUUCCCAGGAUCUAGAACCCCUCACCAUCUUGUAUUUCAUUGGCAAAACACCCAAAAUUGAACAACUUUCUAACAUGAUCGUAAAGUCUUGCAAGUGCAGCUAAGGGAUAUAUUCAAGCAGCACUGUGUGCGCAUUUCUUCCCCCUACAAAAGAAAGGAAGAGAAAGGAACAUACCAAGAGGAAGAAAUAAGAAGAACACAUAGGAUCAUCCGUGUUGUUUUAAAAAGGAAAAAAAGCGGUACUAGUCUGAAUUGUUUGAGAGUUUGUUUCAUUGUUCUGUUUUGUUUUUUUUUUUAAACUGUCAUCCGAUGCAAAACCGUGAAGGCCUUAUUCUACAUUUCAACUACUUGGUUAGUGAGAUAGACGAGAAGCAUUUUUAAUUAAAAAAGCAAAAAAAAAUACUAACAAGAAAGAAUGACAAGAAAAAGAAAAACCUUUUAAAAAAUAAACACUGGAAGAAUUUGUAGAGUUCUUAUGUGAAAGGAAAAAACAGGAAAAAUCCCAUUAAGUGGAGUUGCUGUAUCUAUCCCGUGGCUUUACUUGAUCUCUGUGUUGUUAUGCCAUAGACACCCUAUCCGUUCCUUGUAGUUUGUAGAAUUAAAAGCGCAUUAUUUAUUUUUGUGUAAUACGAGCAAAUGAGAACAUGCCGCUGCCAUUUGGGGGUGGGGGAAGUAACAGAGAGAAAAGACGAAUUUUCAGACCAAAUAAAUGGCUAGAAUUCUCUUUAAUACCUAAGGAACAUGAGUUCAAAAUAGUUGGAACAAAAUGAUUAGUUUAGCUCAAUUCAGAAUAGUAGUCUGUUAUUGCAUUGUUAAGGAAUUCCACAUACACCUUGUUUUUCUUGCCAAGAUCCUAGGAUGGCUUUAUGUAAAGCCACGUACAGUUGUUUUUAAUCCUAAAAAGCUUAUUAAUAAAGGACAUUUUGUUUCAGUCUAAAAGACAAGUUUAUUAAAAAAAUUAAUAAAACAACAACUGUAAAUGAAUAGAUGGUCAGUUUAGUAAACCAGUGAAAUAUUUAAUAUGUACUGGUCUAAUUUUCAGACCCUAAUAUGUUGCUGUAUAGCUUUUGCUUUGGGAUUGUUUGUUUUGGUAUAUGUAACCAUACCUAUAGUAUUUCAAUAGGUGGUUAGUAAGAAGCCAGCUUAAUUGGAAACAUAUCUGUAGAUCUCUAUUGUAAACUAUUAAAAAAUUAAGUACUUUAUGUGUAAUGUGUAAAUUUUCACCCUAUUUUUGUAUUCUGUUAAUACUGUCAACUCUGAAGAGUUUGAAUUUGGGGGCUCUUGGCUGAUCACUCAGAAUCAUGUGUUUCCCUCUAGCCGGCCAGUAUGAGUAGAGUCCCUGUAUUUUCAACUUGCACUACAAAUACAUGUUUUAUAAUAUUUGCUAUACAUGUGGUUUGUAUGUUGUCUUUCAUCUUAUGACACCAGCUACCGGGCUCCUUUUUUUUGUUUCAUUUACAAAAAAGCCAAAAGGUAGAUUAAUAUAUGGUUUUGUCUAACAUAGCCCUCCCAUUCGUACAUCUUAAAAAGUAUGUCGAACUAUUGCUGACUCAAGACCCUGUUCCAGAAUUGAGUGACAGAUGGGAACUAAACGGAUGGAGAAGAACAAUGGAGGAGCUAAGCAGGGCACCUCCUUCUGCCUUUUGAGUCGUAGCUGAUGUCCAUUUGGAGGUCACAGGCUUCCUUAGAGAAGGUCUUAAGAAGAAGGCCAACUUCUUUCCUCACUCACAGCCUUUUUCCAGUGGCAGCCGCAGACACUUAGACAACAGACACAUCCAGCCAGCUCAGCAGGCUCAGGGCACAUGGUCUGUGCAGAGCCAGUGUGGUGCAACGGUUCAGAGCGCAGGUCUGGGACUUGGGGGACCUGGGUUCUGGUCCCCGCUCGGCCAUGGAGCCAGCUGGGUGACUUUGGGCCAGUCGCAGGCUCUCAGCCCAGCCUACCUCACCGGGUUGUUGUGGUGGGGAUAAGAUUGGGAGCAAUAGGAGCAGAAUGUUGUGAGCUGCUUUGAGUUCUUGAAAAAAGAAAGAGGCAGGAUAGAAAUCCAAUAAAUACAUGAAGAAAUAUGCAAGCAAGAUGAAAAUGCACUUACAUGUGCAACCUUAUACAUGUGAAUAUCUUUUGUGGCAGGUGGUUUGUUGGUGAGUUUAUGUUCCUUCAAUAUCAGUUCUGUAUUUUUUUAAAAAAACCUUAGGCUAUUUGGUUCAGUUAACCCUCAAAUAAAAGGAAAAGUAUUGCUGGGGAAGGAUGCACCACUCCCACAUAGCAUGCAGGAAGCAUCUGGUGCUACAUGCAUGAUUCAUUUUGCUUUGCUUCAUUUUUAAGCUGCAGCUUCAACAAUUGGUUGUGUGGUGGGAUGGAGAAGCAGAAGGGGACUAAACGCAGCCCCUCUCUCCCUCCCCAAAAGCCAAUUUAGGAGUGCGAGUGUUUAAUUAAAGACUUAUACCUGGAGCCCGUACACCUUUUAAAAAAGGCUUCUGCAUGGAUACAGAUGGAGGAAAUUGCAGAAAUUUACAUGCAGCUCCCAUUUACAAAGACUCCCUCCCCCAUCUAGGUAGGCAUGUCCAUGCGGAGACUGAUUCUCAGCAUGUGUGGCCUCAGAGUGGUUUGGCAUCCAUGUUCACCAAGACAGACUCAAAGGAUCCUGGGUGAUGCUCAGUUUCCACCUCAGCCCCUCAAAUAAGCUGCAAUUAAGUAAGGUGUUCACUUUUGGGGAUUGGGUUUCCAGGUGGUUUUGAGUUUGAGUGGAAGAGUACAAGUCAGGACUAUGGGGUUUAUAGCAAUGUAAAUGCAGUCCGCAGGUAGAUGUAAUCUAUUAUUAUAAAAAUAAGCUUAAGUAAAAUGGCAUCCUUUAACACUGAAGUCAAGUAAUUCUCAUUCUGUAAAGCUAUGAACAGCGACACAAGCAAUGCAUAUUUACUCACAAGUAAAUCUCACUGUGUUCAGUGGGACUUACUGCCAGGUACUGUCAAAUAAACCUGCUGAACUGGGUUUAUCUGACAUCAGCACCAAACAAUGUGCUUUCACAAAGUCUACAAAGUUUCCAUUUAGAUAACUAAUUUAUGGGCUUACAGCCCACUCAGAAGUGGACACAACCUACAUAUAUGAUGUUUCUCUGGCAGUCAUUUGAACCCAAGGCUGUCAUUAUUACUGAGCUGCCCCUGUUUUGUUUGGAGACAAAGAACUAUUUGUUCUCAAAUGACAAACUUCUCAAAUGAUUUACAGGACCAGACCAUAUAUUGGUGCAUUAUUUUGCUUUUCUUUGUGCUUUGCUUCCCUUUCCGUAAUUCAGUGAAGCAAACAGAACAAACUAAAAGCUCCCUUUUGAUCAAAUUGUUCUGCCUGACUGUUUUAAAAGUGUAUAAUAGUACUUAUCAAAUGCAUUUGAUUCCUUCCCUACAGGUAUAUAUGUGUAUGAAUGUUGACAUCCAUAUGUGAUUUCUGACAGUUCCAGAUGAAUCCUGACAGUGUCUGGAAUCUCUAAGACAUGCCAUGUUUUCAGUGUAACCUUUGCAUGUUUGCUCAGAGGGAAAUUUAGCUGUAUUCAAUGGGGCUUACUCUCAGGUAAGUGUACACAGAAUUAAAUAGAUGAACGUUGACAGUCACCUGUGUUGCUCACUGACAUUUACCAGUGCCUAUCUGAAAAUAAAGGAUAAAUAUAUUUUUUUUCAUUCACAAAAUUAAUCUGGGAUUAUUGUGUGAAUGUUAACAUUCAGCAGCUGUUAGACAGUUAAUGAAACACACAUGCAUACACACACACACACACACACUAGCAGAAUUGAAUUCAUGUUGUAAAAUCGUUCCACUUCAAUAUGUAUGGAUAUAGCGCAACUCAAUGACAAUAGAAUCUUCUUGCAAAAAGUAUAGGCCACAAACAGGACUUUGGUUGAUCGUGAGUUGGAUCCGGAUUUAGCCAUACUUUGCAUAGAUGCACAGAAUCAGUGGGUAGUAUCCAACUGUGUCAUUCCACAAAUGGUAGCAGAGACCAUUCUGAACUAUGUGUAAGAAUACAUGCUAAUUGAAGUUAUGUUUGUGCAAAGAUGGUUGUCCAAAGUGGUUGUGCAUUAUGCUUUUGCAUAACUUUAGUGCAACCUGUUGUGUAUCCAGCUUUAUAUAACUUUUGUGCAAGUUGUUGUGCACAACACAUUACACAACCAUGCUUGUACCAACCUAAGUAUAGUUGUACAAAAACGGUAGUUGUUGCAAUGGGAAACUACUUGCAUAUUCAUCAGAGCUCCACUCGCAUUAUUUGAGUUUGCAGAAUGAGGUCACUGGAUAUUGCCCAAUAGGACUUAAGGUCGGCAUGACCAAAAUGGGUCACAAUGCUUUUAAUGGGUCUACUGGAACUAUAACUAAAUCUGGAUCCAACCCAUAGUUUUGGGAACUUGGAAUAUGGUGAAGUCAUGCUUAUGAGGUCUUCCUUGAGCAAGUAAAAAAUGAGGAAGGGCAUGUAGCUUCAUGUGCACUUGUGCACCUGGAAGUAGCCAGACCCUGAGGUUACUUCCUCGCAUCAGGGGGAUCUUGGCCAUGAGGCCUAUUCAUAGUUUAUGAGCUGGUCCCUGGAGGACUGCAGUACCGACUUGGAGUAGACCUCUUCGACAGAAAAGCGGAGGCACUGAGCUGAUGCACAUGCAGGUGCGUGCAAAUGCACAUGACUCCCAAAAUCGCCCAAGGAGGCUGGCCCUCACCCGCUGGUGUCUGCCUGUGAGGAUGUCAGAGAUGGGGCAAGCCAGGACGCAUGACUUGGAGGGAGGGAUGGUUGGUGUGACGCAGCCACACCUUGAUUCAGCCAGAGAACUGUUCUUUGGGCAGAGGGACUGGGCACUUAGAAUGGCAGGAAAGUGACCAAUGGCUGUGCUACCUUUCCCUGGAGAAUUUCAGUGUGGGAUCAUAUUCUGUCUUUCCCAUGAAGACUGCCAAAAAUUACUUCCAUGCUUCCAGCCUAUGCUGGGUGUCAACCGCUGUUCAGUGGAAUAAUAGGCUUACUGCCCAAACCAGCACCAUACUGGUUGACGGCCAUCACUUACCUAUGGCCCCUCUAGUUCUGUUCUGAAGGCAUCACAGGUCACCUGGAAGUAAGCACCUGAUGGCUCAAUCCUGAUUUACUCAUAAGUAAGCUUGUUUAUUGCAAUGGGCUUUGCAACCCAUUUGGAACAUUUUGAGCUAAGCAGUCCUGUCUGUGUGUAUUGUCGAGAUAUCACACUGUACACACUCUUUCUCAUUCUUAAUAUAGAGUUAGUAUGUUGAACAUAGCAAUGGUUCAUUCUUUAGGAACGAAGAUCCCUGUUUAAGUGUCCUUUGGGACCCUAAUAAGGCAAGAUCUGGGAUCAUGCCAUGUGGUUUACUUGCAUUCACAUGAACACAAACAGAGGUCCUAUGCAGACCUUACCAAUUCAACGCCACAUGGUCUGAGCUGAAAGAGAGGAUGUCAGCAGUCUGGAGUCAUAGCUGAAUGGCCAACAUGGGUGGCUUUGCCCUCUGUACUCUUUAAGUCCUCAGGGCCAAACAGAAACAAACCUGUUCAUUGUAAUCACAGCCAUUUCAGGUCUAAUGGCUUUAGUUGCCACACAAUUUUUUAAAAUUUUUGAGAAAGUUAUUUCUGUCCUAUCUCCAGUGUCUCCAGCUAGCAUAAAAUGACCAGAAGCAGAAAAUGAGACUCCUAGUGGGAUGUAACUUUUCUAUUUCCUUUCCAGAAAUCUGACUUCUUAGGCAAGCUCACCUCAAUUGUAAUCUGACAUGUAUCCUUAUCCAAUGAGCCAUGUCAGAGCUGAUGGGGGAUGUAUGCUUAGGUUCCAUUAAGAAAUUAUGCAGUGUAUCAAAAUUUAUAACCAGAUUGCAUGAGAUUCAGAGGGACCACAGUUUUGCACCAUGCCAUGGGCUGAUUCAGUAUAGCUUAAAAUCAGAACAAUAAUAAUUUGCUGAAGCAGAGACCCAAGAACUAAGUUUUCUGAACCAUUUUAUCAAAUUAUGUUGAAACUAUUAAGUUGAAAAAAGCAAGAACAACAUUUUGGUUUAAUUGGCUUUCUUGUGUGGGUAUCAAGAAAUACCAAGAAUUCUGUGGAUGGUAUCAUUUAAAUGGACACAGAAAUAAAUAUUGGAGUAGUGAGAAGGAAUGCUUGAAACAUUACAGACGACAAACGUGGCUUUUCUGUAACUACAGCCCUUUGGUACCUUUAUUCGAGGUUCUGGGGAUUCUAUAGAGUUCCAGAACAUGACAUUGUGUAAAUGGCUAGACUUUAUUCCCUUUGCUUUGCAGAAGAAAACCUGGCUUUUAAAUUUGAUGUCUUCAUAUUUUAUUCUUGUAUUUUCUUUUUAAAGCCCUGUAUUAAAAUAUAUCUUUUUGCAUUGGGGAAAAAUGGUAUUAGGCUACUGUUGUUGCUUUAAAGUCACCACAAUUUAAGGGCUUACCUACCUAGAUUUCAGCAUGUCUAGAAAAUUCAGAUUGGUUAACAGAGGUGACUCAAGGUCCUUCCCCAUUUUCACCCAUGGCUAAAGGAAGACGUUUGGUCCUUUUUUGUUUAAACUACUUCUGCCCCAGCUUUGCAGGAACAAAAUAAACUCUGGUACUCUUUGCAAUUAUUUUAAAGUAGAUCUUAGAAGGGUGCACCCAUUUGGUGCAAAUAUCCUCAUCCUCUGACAAAUCAGCAUGGCUUUUUCAUUCAGUGGGAGGUGCUGCUGUCCAGCUGGGAAGUGGGGGAUCUCAUUAUUUCCCAGUUCCUCAGCAAAUUAGCUGGACCAAAUGUGAAUGCAUGGGUGGAGCUCAGGCCAAAAUUGUAAUGAUUCCUCAGAUGGGGCAGAGCAAAUAUGUUUCAUAAGCAAUAGUGUAAAAAGGAAAAAAAAUGUGUGUAAGAACCACUGUACUGAAAUGGAUAAGUAAUCGAGUCUGUAUUUUAAUACAAUGUGUUUGGUGCCAUAGUGGUAAAUAAAUUAUUGCAAUUUGCCCGUA
Molecule: messenger RNA, 9451 nt
Organism: Varanus komodoensis (Komodo dragon)
Lineage: Eukaryota; Metazoa; Chordata; Lepidosauria; Squamata; Varanidae
Gene: TGFB2
Product: transforming growth factor beta 2
Exons: 7
Coding region: 1334-2611 (425 amino acids)
Biological process (GO): transforming growth factor beta receptor signaling pathway; regulation of cell population proliferation; SMAD protein signal transduction
Cellular component (GO): extracellular region
Molecular function (GO): growth factor activity; type II transforming growth factor beta receptor binding; type III transforming growth factor beta receptor binding
Source: RefSeq, a predicted model, not a curated record